AUGGGUCAGCCGACACACAUCAAAUGGUUCAACGGAAACGACUACACCGCUCCGUCCUUUGAUUACGCAAGCAACGGCUCACAGAGCGGGCCGAAGACCUGGCACGGAAACGAUCACUCGCUUGAAGGCCAGGCUCCAUCGUUUCACGCAGCGCCGGUUGGCUGGUCAGCGACGAUACCGCAAGCGCCGGGGGCUCGUUACCCAGACGCAUCAAACUCAUAUGGAAACGGAGACUGGGGCCACAGCACUGCGCCGUAUCGCGGGCGCACUGCAACCCAGGACGUGCACGGGCAUGACUCGUACGCGCAGAAGGGCACUCGCCCGAACAACUGGCGAGGUGCUCAGCCUCAGAGCCGGGCACGGUUCGCCAGCCGGGGCGAAACACGUGAUCGAAUGGGCAGCUUGGGGGCGAACCUCUCAGACAUUGACUGGACCCAGGCAAAUAAUCUAGACAAUCUUGUACCUUUUGAGCGGAAUUUUUAUCAGGAGCACCCCGAGGUGGCAGGCCGUUCACCGGAGCACGUCGCAUCGUUUCGGCAACGAAUGGAGAUCACUGUUCGGGGUAAAAAUGUACCGAAUCCUUGUGAGUCCUUUCUCGAGGCAGGCUUCCCGCCUGCGAUCGUCCAAUGUAUCCAGCGGGCCGGGUUCACAGCACCGACUGCUAUCCAGGCCCAGGCAUGGCCAGUCGCCUUGAAAGGACGCGAUCUCAUAGGCAUAGCGGAAACUGGCAGCGGCAAGACCUGCGCGUACCUGCUUCCGGCGCUUGUACAUAUUCACGGCCAGCCGCCACUGCGCCGUGGCGAUGGACCCAUCUGCCUGGUGCUCGCGCCGACGCGUGAACUCGCUGUCCAGAUCCAAACAGAAGCGACCAAGUUCGGCACGGCGUCUCGCAUCCGCAACGCCUGCGUCUAUGGCGGGGUGAGUCGCGGUCCGCAGGCACGUGAGCUGUCGCGGGGUAUUGAGAUCCUCAUUGCCACGCCGGGGCGCCUCAUCGAUUUUCUGGAGAGCGGCCGCACCAACCUCAGGCGCGUGACCUACCUGGUGCUCGAUGAAGCGGAUCGCAUGCUGGACAUGGGCUUUGAACCCCAGUUACGCAAGAUCGUUGGCCAGAUUCGUCCUGACCGCCAAACACUGAUGUUUACGGCCACGUGGCCCCGCCAGGUCCAAGUCAUCGCCCGUGAGUUUUUGACCGCGGGCGACUGGAUUCAAAUCAACAUCGGUGGGCUCGACCUCAGUGCCAACAAGAGCAUUCGGCAGGUGGUGCAGGUGCUCGAUGAGGACGAGAAACCCGAACGGCUCCAGUCUUUGUUGAAGACGUUGCUGAACGCUUCCGCCGACACCGAUUCGAACGCCAAGGUCCUCGUCUUCACAGAUACAAAGCGCAAAGCGGAUCAGCUAAGCCGUCGGUUGCAGCACUGGGGACUUGCAGCGCUUGCCCUGCACGGCGACAAGACGCAGAUGGAGCGCGAUCGGGCGAUUGGAUCUUUCCGUUCGGGGCAGGCGCGCUUGCUGGUUGCGACCGAUGUUGCGGCUCGCGGCCUCGACAUCAAGAACAUUUCCUAUGUUGUGAACUAUGAUUUUCCGGGAACCAUAGAGGAUUAUGUGCACCGUAUUGGACGGACAGGGCGCGCCGGCUCAACCGGAACCGCCUACUCCUUCUUCACACCGGCAAAUGCGCGCCUCGCAUCUGAACUGGUGCAGAUACUCGAGGAGUCCCAGAAUGAGGUGCCAGCGGAGCUGAACCAAUUCGUCAAUCGUCGGAAUCGAAAGCGGACGUACGAGCAUAGCUUUGGACGUGGUUAUGCGCGCAAUGGCGCUCGCUCGACUCGACGUCGGGGCUCAGCAGCAGGCUACGGUGCCUCGGGGGGCGGCUCGCGGUACAGAGGUGGAGCCGGGGAUCGCAGUCACGUGCGCGCUCACGAAAACGGCGCAUUUUAG
Molecule: messenger RNA, 1938 nt
Organism: Cyanidioschyzon merolae strain 10D
Lineage: Eukaryota; Rhodophyta; Bangiophyceae; Cyanidiales; Cyanidiaceae
Product: p68 RNA helicase
Exons: 1
Coding region: 1-1938 (645 amino acids)
Cellular component (GO): nucleus; cytoplasm; ribonucleoprotein complex
Molecular function (GO): RNA binding; ATP binding; RNA helicase activity
Source: RefSeq, a predicted model, not a curated record